AAAACGCGACCCAGCCCAACAGGGCCACAGAUAAUUAGGCCAUUCCAAACCCACCCAUCCACCGAUUCCACCCACGCUCACGAUUCUCCUUUUUCUCUCACCUCCUGCUUCCUCGUCAUCAUCCUUUUCAAAUACCACAAAUUAAAAGUUUUUUCCUAGGGUUUCACAGAGCACCCGAUCGACAUGGAUUGGGGGAACGUAACAGCGGAAGAUCUGAUCGACGCUCUCCGAGAAGUUGACUGGUCAACACCCCCGCGCCCCCUCUCUGAAUUCUUCUCUAGAUUCACCCUUCCCAGAUCUUACUCCAAAUGGAGCAGUCGCCUCAAAUGUAAUUUCUACUACUAUAGGACGAACUACUUCAUUAUGAUCGUCUUCAUCCUUGGGAUGGGGUUCUUGAGGAGGCCAAUUGCUAUUGUUGCUGCUUUCUUAACAGCGCUAAGCAUUGCUUUUCUGAAUGAUAGCUUUGCAGGCACUUUUAGUGAAAAGGUGACAAGAACUGUGAGGCAAUUCUCUCCACAUUUAGCUGCAAAGAUGAGACCUCCUCUCACGCCUGUUAUUCGUGGGCGCCCAUCAGCUAAAAGAUCAAUUCUUAUAUGUGGACGGCCACGUUGGGUGUUUGUCUUAAUAUUCUCUUCUGGUAUUUAUAAAAAUUUUCUGAUUUAUUUCUUUAUUCAUUGCAGUGCAAACCAAGCCAUUUUUAUAAUCUAUUAUAGUAAUUUAGAUCUCAUGUUGACUAAUCCUUUUUCCUUUUUCUUCUUUCCUCUCUCUGUAGUGAGCUUCAUCCUUUGGUUUGUUUCUUGUAGUAUCUUAACUGUUCUAUGGGCAUUGGCCAUUGGUCUUCUUGGUAUUUUCGUCCAUUCUUAUUUUCUUCCACACUUUUUUCUCUUAGCAUUUCGUUUUUUAAUACUCUCUCUCUCUCUCUCUCUCUUGCAGCCACUAUCCUCCAUGCAAGCUUUAGAACACCGAACUUGAAAGCACGUUUAAACACAUUCCGUGAGGAAUUUCGUGCAGUUUGGCGCAAUUAUAGCGAAUUGUAAUUCCUUGGAGUUUGUAGAAUGUAAGUGAGCUCUUGCUUGAUCCUUCCAUCUAGACUUUACUAUUUAUUUGUCAUUAUGCUUUCUUGUUAAAAGCUCUUCAUUGGAUUCUUGUCCCUAUUCCCCCAUUAUAAUUUCUUCUUUUUCCUAAUAGGUUUCUUUUAGUAAUAUGGAAUUAUCAGUUUCCUUCUUUCCUUUGGUUUUUUUAUCAUCAUCAUCAUCAUCAUCAUCAUCAUCAUUAUUAUUCACCUUUUUAUUUGGUGAGUGGGGUCAUUUUCAUCAUCAUAUUGGUUGGGUUUUCCUAACCUCGUGUCAGGGGAGAGAUUUCCGGGGGUUAUUAUUGGGGUUUCUUAUCACUUUGUUUCUGUGCAUGCACUUUUUUUUUUUUUUUUUUAAUUUCCAUUUUUUUGUGGGUGGGUGUGAUGUGAUGGCUGUUGUGGUGAUUCAGUAAGAGUUAGUUACACAACCCAGAGAGAUGUGUAAAUAGAAAAUGUAAUUUUCACAAAACCUUAUAAUGUCACAUCGAGUGUGUAACUUUCUUCCAAUAUCACAUAGGAAGUUUAACUUUUAUUGAAAUUUCCAAUGUCACAAAAUUAUUAGUCUCUCUUUAGGUUUCUUAUAGAGGAAUUGAUUCCUUGUAUUAACUAAGUGGAACAGUUGCUAUCCCAAGAAAAUACAACUCAGAGAAAUAAGAAAAUUAGUGGCCAUUUUGGCGGUGGGUGUAUAGAUAUUGUAUACCUUGAGUCGCUCUUUUGGCAUCUCUUUUCAAUAGAUCUUUUCUUUACUUAUCAAAAAAGGAAAAAAAAAAAAAACUCUUAAGAAAAUUAGUAGCUUUGGCUUGUUGAGGUAUAAUUUGCCUAUGGACUAAAAUUUGUUAUUACCAUUGAGAGAAUUUUGCCUUUAGUGUUCAGAUGAGCUCAUUUCCUUCAUUUGGUUGCUUCAAACUGAUUUUAAAUUGGAAGAUAUAUUUGAGUAGUCCAUCUGCUCUUGGGUUGGAGUCAUUUGGUUGACUGACCUUGACUUCAUGAUUGGUUCAUUACAACCUGCGUAUAGACAUGCUAGAGCCUCUGCCUGAUGCGCCAAACUGAAUGUGAUCUUCCCUUUCAAUGUGGUCAGAUUACUGAUUAUAUUGACCUUGUUUGUUAUUUAGGGUUUCUUAUAUUUGCAUGUUUUAAUCUAAGUGAAUAAUCCGUGAAGUUGUUGUAUUCAAAUUUUCCCAUGUCAACAUUUUCCUCCAACCAUUUUUUACUGUAUCAGGUUGAAGCUUGCUAAUUGUUAUGACAGCAUGAAGUGAAUAUAGCACCAAUAGCACGGUCUGUUGUUGGUGGUCGCAUGAAGUGAAUAUAGUGCCAAUGGCAUAAUCUGCAUUGAUUUAUAUUCUUUUCCUGCUAUUCUGUUGAUUCUUCAAGGCAUUUAAUGUUUGAAGAAUAAAUUGAACAUUGUUAAUUUGUAGCAAGCAUCUCAUUGUUGAAUUCUUCAAGUAGAUUAAGCAGAGCAGGAUAAACAUUUAUUUUUGACCAGUCUAUUCUAUGGUAAUUUUUUCUUCCCUACCUUUAAAACUUGAGACAUGCAAAUGGUCUGAGGCUUGGCAGGUAUUAAUAUUUGGUAUUUACUACCGUUCACCUUAUAUUGAUAUUAAAACCAUUUCAUCCAUGGAAGCAUAGAAGCUGGAAUUCAAAUGUUUCAGAGAUUGGGAGUGUGUUUUAUUUUUUAUUUUUUUAUCAUAAACUACUCUUAUUUUUGUUUGUUUAAUUAUGAUUGUAAAUGACAGGCUUUGCUUCUUUGUUUAGGUUAUCUCCUGUUGAUUGUGAAGCUAAUACAGAUUGUUCUUCUGAAUUUGGGCUUUAGCUGCUGCUGCUGCACUAAAAUAAUUUGCUAUAGCUCGACUGUGGAAUUCUCUGGAGGUGGUCAAUGAUAUAUGCAUAUUCACUAACGGCUUGUAAAUUGUCUUGAACACUUGCUGCUGUAAAGCAAACUGUUUCUUUAUCAUCCAUAUGCAGGAGAAACGUUUGAAGAUUUUAAUAUGCCUUAAGCUUUCAUUCUUAAAAUUCUUGUGCCCUAUCUAGACACCUUGUCUAGGUGACUGGAACAUCUGUAGUACUCUUUAAGGAAGUUAGUAGUUUAGUUGUAUGAGUUCUAUAAUGGGAAACCUUGUUCUUUAUUUUUAUGGAUGGAUCUCUAAUGUUAAUUUCAAUAUGAGCAGGAAAACAUUGUUCUUUA
Messenger RNA from Vitis vinifera (wine grape), 3254 nucleotides. RefSeq names its product PRA1 family protein A1. Lineage: Eukaryota; Viridiplantae; Streptophyta; Magnoliopsida; Vitales; Vitaceae. Gene Ontology annotation, cellular component: membrane. Bases 184 to 972 code for a protein of 262 amino acids. The record is from RefSeq and is a predicted model, not a curated record. The transcript has 5 exons.